GCCGCGCGGCUCCGGCGUUUCAUUCAGAUAAAUUGCCUCUUCUUGUAAGCGGAAUCCCCUGACCGGAGUUACGCGAAGGGAAAUGCAAAGGCUGGGAGGGGCGCGCCGCAGCCAGGAGGGGCAUUAAAAGGAAGCGGGUUGGCAGCCCCUCCGGCUCCGUUUUAAAAGCAAAAAAAGGCGGGGUGCCUGUUUCCAGACCCGCUUAGCUUAAUCGCUGCCUGUCUGCGCUACUUUCCCGAGCCUCCCCGAGGGAAGGGAACUAUAGGGGGCAGAAGGCGACGAUGAAGGUAACCGCUCUUGACUCCCGGCAGCUCAAGCAGCUCCUGCGGAAGGAGCCCGCCGGCUGCCUGGUCUUGGAUUGCAGACCGUACCUCUCCUACUCGGCCUCCUGCCUCCGCGGAUCGCUCAACGUGAACCUCAACUCGGUGGUGAUCCGCCGCGCCCACGGGCGGCCCGUGCCCUUGCACUUCGUGGUGCCCGACGAAGCGGCCCGAGGGCGGCUGCUCCUGCCUGGGGCUUGCCCGGAGGAGGAAGAGGAGGAAAGGGAAGGGGACGCUGCGGUGCCCUCCCGGCGGCUGCUGACGGCCGUGGUCGUCCUGGAUCAAAACACCCGGCACUGGCGGAAGCUGAAGAAGGAGAGCACGGCGCAGAUCGUGCUGAACACGCUGCUGGCCAGCCUGCCGGAGAGCGGAGCGAGGGUCUGCUUCCUGCGAGGAGGCUAUGAAGCCUUUUAUUUGCAGUAUCCUGAGUUUUGCAUAGAUGUAAAACCCAUAUCCCAAGAGAGACCUGAAACGGAGAGAAGCACCAGCAGCCUCUACGAGAAGCCGUGCAUCCACCACAAACCAGCAUACGAUCAGGGUGGCCCAGUGGAGAUCCUUCCUUUCCUGUACCUUGGCAGUGCCUACCAUGCUUCCAAGUGCGAGUCCCUAGCCAAUCUGAACAUUACAGCACUCCUGAACGUCUCCAGGAAGAGCUCCGAGCCCUUUACGGAUCAAUACUGCUAUAAAUGGAUUCCGGUGGAGGACAAUCACACAGCAGACAUCAGCUCACACUUCCAGGAAGCAAUAGAAUUUAUUGAUUGCACCAGACGGGCAGGGGGUAAGAUCUUGGUGCAUUGUGAAGCUGGAAUUUCCCGCUCUCCCACUAUCUGUAUGGCAUAUCUGAUGAAAAUGAGAAAGUUCCGCCUGGAGGAGGCUUUUGAUUACAUCAAGCAACGUAGGAGUCUGAUCUCACCAAACUUUGGCUUCAUGGGCCAGCUGCUACAGUAUGAGUCAGAAAUAUUGUCCUCAACUCCCAGCCCUCCUGUUGCCUCUUGCAAAAGGGAUGCUGUGUCUUUCUUCACCGAAGAGCUGGCUUUGGGCAAAAGCUUCGAAGGCUCCUGUUUUGCUUUUCCUACCUCAGUUUUGAAUUCUGUGCCCAUUCACUCACCUGUCCACCAGCUAAAUAUUGCUGCAUCUUCAUCCUGCUGGACCCUCCUGGGAACAAGAGACAAUACAGUCCCAUGAGCCUGGUAGAGCGUAUAAUGAUACAUUUCACCUACAUGCAAUACAGAGGACCUCAUGAAUUUCACCUGGAACUGGACACUUGAGGGGCUGUCUAUACCUGGAAGGGGGAAAAGUCAUUUUACAUUGAGAUGGAGUCUUUGUUCAGUGCAUUUAAGUUUGGGGGGUAGCUAUGCCAUUUCAGGUUGUUAACUUGUGCUGAGUCGAGCCAACUCCUGCUGUAGCUCAAAUUGUCCUAGGCUUGUGCUUUGAAGAUAAUUCUUCCUCUUCCCAGAAGUAGAUGCCCUUCGUUAUGGCUGAGAACAUAAGUGUAUGGACACUGGCUAGAUCAGGCUUUCAAAAGAAGGAAUGUUUUUUUAAAAAUAAAAGUUGUGCACUGUUUAAGGGUUUUUUAGAAUAAAUUCUGGACUGUUUGUGCACCCACUACUAUACUUCCAGACUACCCUGGGGUAGAGAGAACGCCACAUAAAGUCAGUCUGGUCUGAUUGCUUCUCCAUUGCUGUCUCCCUCCUUCUCUUUUAAUUAUAGCCUUGUUUUAAAAGUGUAAGCAAUAAACAGCUGUGUCAGGAAAGCAGAGCUGUAAUGAAAAGCACAAUUUACAAAAGAAGCAAACACUGACAUUUCGGUGAUGGCAGAAACUUGAAUGUUUGCUUUUUCCUGUUGUGUGUCUUUUUAAUAUGUACUACACCAUAGGCUGCAAGUGGGUUAGAAGGUAGGAGCAGAAGACUUCUUUCUUCCCACAUCCAAUGACCAUUGCUUACUGCUGUACGACUGGGGUCAGGUUUAUCCUUCCCCAGAGGCCUUGGGUGCUUGUCAGUUUCUAGUCUGGAUAACAAAACGAGGUAGUCUUGCCAAGAGGAACUUGUGCACGUCCCAAGGCUGCAACAUCAUAGGGGUUCCACUCUUUCUCAUCCAGUUGAAUCCAGCUUGUGUUUCCAGAGAUGCCUUAUUUCCAGGGGAUGUUUCAUUCUUAAAACACCAUGGUCCUAUCAAAACACAAGAGGUUUCCCCUGUUCCACUGGGAACACCUGCUAUGUUCUAUUUCAGCCCUGAACACUAUAGUAGAACCCUACCAACUCUGUAACUGGAUGUAGCAACACAUAUUCCCAAAUGGUACCACUAGAACUGUGUGCGGCUGGCAUAUAGUGGCCAUGUUGCACCUACCCUUUGAGUGAAGUAUAGUCAAAUUCAGGCUGAUGGUGUGCACAGAUGUACUGUUACUCAGUGGGGGGGGGUGAAUUGCUGACCUUCCAGGUGUUGUCGGACAUCUGCAUUGGCAUGAGCUUCAGACAGCAUGGCCAAAUCAGAGGUGAUGAACAUUAUAGUCCCGCAACAUCAGGAAGGCUACACAUUUUCCACACUGGCUAAUCAGUUCCUGAAAUCCCGUGGUUGAAAGUUCAAGUAGGGUUCUGCAAUGCAGAACCUGUGUUCUACAGCUUUAUUUUGGCUUGAUGCAAAUGGCCAAAGCAGACUGGUUCAGUUGCAGUUCAGUAACGGCCAUGUGUAGGACAUACUGCUGAGCUAACAGGCUGCAAAAAAUAAAUGGGUGGAGCUGCACAGGUUGUUCACAGACCAUAUUGUCACCCCACUCCAGACUUGGACCUCUGUUGAGAGAUGACUGCCUCCUCUUCUAACAGUAUGCACUCACUAAAGAGCAGCAAAGAAGGAAUUAAAGAGCAGGCAGUUCUACAGCAGUUGGUUAUGUAAAGGAAUGCUUGAAUUUUUUUUAAUGCUUAUCCAAUGAAAAUUUCUUUUUCUCUUUUCGUUGCAAUUAGAUUUACUGUAUUUUAAGAUUUUAAGAAAAAGUUGGAAGGGGGCAGCUUGCAAACAAUGCAUCUCCCCAUUGAAGUGUUAUCCAUUUAUAUAUUACGUGGUCUUGUUGAACGUCAUGUGGCUUGCUUUUCCCUGUAUUGAUUGAUCUCUUCCAUAACACAUUUCUGGCUGUGGAAUAACAUCAUUUCCAAGCCAACUGGGGUCCUUUUUUUCCAGGGGAUCUGUGUGUCUAGCUUGUAUGUCUACAGGUGGCUCAAUGUGCUGCUGUUGCUUUGUUCAGUCACAUUUUUUUCUAAAUGUGAGAAAUGGCAAUAACUGCCUGGAAAACUUGUGAAUGUGAAUAUGAGAACUUUUUUUUUAAAAAAAAAAGAAAAUAAAAACGUAAAAAAAUAA
Molecule: messenger RNA, 3668 nt
Organism: Podarcis muralis (Common wall lizard)
Lineage: Eukaryota; Metazoa; Chordata; Lepidosauria; Squamata; Lacertidae
Gene: DUSP5
Product: dual specificity phosphatase 5
Biological process (GO): negative regulation of MAPK cascade; endoderm formation; protein dephosphorylation
Cellular component (GO): nucleus; cytoplasm
Molecular function (GO): MAP kinase tyrosine/serine/threonine phosphatase activity
Source: RefSeq, a predicted model, not a curated record